Pongo pygmaeus (Bornean orangutan) is the source of this 1471-nucleotide messenger RNA. RefSeq names its product testis specific 13 (gene TSGA13). Lineage: Eukaryota; Metazoa; Chordata; Mammalia; Primates; Hominidae. Bases 480 to 1307 code for a protein of 275 amino acids. The transcript has 11 exons. The record is from RefSeq and is a predicted model, not a curated record.
GUUAGACAGAGGCAUCUGAAUUGAUCAUAUCUAUUUUCCUAAAUCAGUCUGUCUUACAAUGGAAUCUCGCUCUGUUGCUCUGUUGCCAGGCUGAAGUGCAGUGGCGCGGUCUCGGCUCACAACCUCCGACUCCCUGGUUCAAGCGAUUCUCCUGCCUCAGCCUCCCGAGUAGCUGAGAUUACAGAAUCCAGAAAAGAAUAAUUAAGAUAUUUUCAAAAUGGAAAGUUCCCAUGCCAAAGAUUUUGCCUUCUUCACCAAACUAUGAUUUCCUGAUGUUCUUAAAGUUUCAACAUAUACAUGAACUGGACUUACAAUUCCAGAAAAAUUAAAGGCUCAAGAAUGGGGCUUGAGUACACACUGUGUGCUAAGGAAAGAAUAUUUGGAUUGAAUUGAACCCCUGCAGAACGUGGACUAUUCAGAGACAUUGAAUUUGGCCUUGGGUGAAUACCUGCCUUGGGUUGGCCAAAUAGUCAACAGCAAUGAGCCAAAAGAGACAAACCAAGUUUCAAAAUGGCAAAUCAAAGACUUCAGAAAAUAGCUCAGCUAAACGUGAGAAAGGAAUGGUUGCCAAUAGCAAAGAGAUUUUUGAUGCAGUCGGGCGAUCAAAAUUUGUUCUAGAGAACCUUCGGCAUUACACAGUCCACCCAAAUUUGGCCCAGUACUAUAAGCCUUUGAAGGCCACUGCCCUGCAGAAAUUCCUGGCUCAAAACAGGAAAACCACCAGCUUCAUGUUAAAAGUAACACAGUAUGACCAGGAUAAGACGUUACUGAUUAUGACCAACAACCCACCUCCCUGCUCAAUCACCCAGCAAGACAAGGAGAGUGCAUCAAAAUAUUUUUCCAAGGAGUUACUGCUCAAGGUCAUGGAAAGUCAUCAACAGCACAAACCCACUGAGAACCUCUGGCUGCCCUGCAUGCCUCAGAAAAAAAAGUUAAGAUCUAAGCUGAAACCAAUCUUCCCUUUGAUACUGUUGGACGAUCCCACAUCCAAGCGAGAACAAUGGUUUAGGUUUUCCACUGACAAUGAUUUCAAGAGCGAAGGGAAGUAUUCAAAAGUCUACACUUUGAGGACACAGAAGAAAAUGUACCCUCAGCUCACCUUUGCUCCAGUCCAUGAGAGAGAUAUGAGGAAAGAUGCUUCCAAGAAGUCAGCGAGUGAAAGGCCGAUUUCCAAAGUGAUUCGGGAACCACUGACACUCGCAUCGCUCUUGGAAGACAUGCCCACCAGAACCGCGCCCGGGGAGAGCGCCUUCCGCAACGGGAGGGCCCCGCAGUGGAUUAUCAAAAAGGCCACGGUCAUCGGGUGAACACAGAUCCCUCAGUCCUCCUGCCUCGCUCUCCUGAGACUGAGGGGUCCGCAGAAGUCGCCAACCAAAUAAAAUCACAUUCCUGCUGCUGCAGGCGUGGGCUCCCGGGUCGCACGCCGGGAGGGUCGAGCCGAAACCUCCGGCGGGCCGCGGGAGGAGGAGAG